Messenger RNA from Abrus precatorius (Indian licorice), 475 nucleotides. RefSeq names its product ubiquitin-related modifier 1 homolog 2. The record is from RefSeq and is a predicted model, not a curated record. Gene Ontology annotation, biological process: tRNA thio-modification; protein urmylation. Gene Ontology annotation, molecular function: protein tag activity. Bases 121 to 420 code for a protein of 99 amino acids. Gene Ontology annotation, cellular component: nucleus; cytoplasm. Lineage: Eukaryota; Viridiplantae; Streptophyta; Magnoliopsida; Fabales; Fabaceae. The transcript is spliced from 5 exons.
GUGUUGCGUAGGAAUAAAAGUUCAGGGCUUGAAGUUUGAAGAGUUUGGGGCUCUCUCUCUCUCUCCUCUUUCACUUCUCUCUCUCGCUCUAGGGUUUUGGGUUUUCCGACAUUAUUAAAUAUGCAGCUUACACUUGAGUUCGGAGGGGGAUUGGAGCUUCUUUGUGACUCUAAGAAGAUUCAUAAUGUCAAUAUUGAGCAACACAAUGGAGAAGACGAGUUAACCAUGAAAGAUUUGCUUUCUUGGGUACGGACGAACUUGAUUAAGGAGAGGCCUGAAAUGUUCAUGAAAGGAGAUACUGUGAGACCUGGUGUUCUUGUCCUUGUGAAUGAUUGUGAUUGGGAGCUAAGUGGUCAACUGAACACAACACUGGAAGAGAAAGAUGUGGUGGUUUUUAUAUCAACCCUGCAUGGUGGGUAGGGUUUAGGUGUGAUCAAAUGCUUGAUGAAGCAAAUAUUAUCAAUUAUUAAAAACA